This is a messenger RNA of Rangifer tarandus platyrhynchus (Svalbard reindeer), 1023 nucleotides long. Lineage: Eukaryota; Metazoa; Chordata; Mammalia; Artiodactyla; Cervidae. The record is from the annotation of a GenBank genome assembly.
AUGAGUGAGCUGGAGCAACUGAGACAGGAGGCCGAGCAGCUCCGGAACCAGAUCCGGGAUGCCCGAAAAGCAUGUGGGGAUUCAACACUGACCCAGAUCACAGCUGGGCUGGACCCAGUGGGGAGAAUCCAGAUGAGGACACGGAGGACCCUCCGUGGGCACCUGGCCAAAAUCUAUGCCAUGCACUGGGGGACAGACUCAAGGCUGCUGGUCAGCGCCUCCCAGGAUGGUAAGCUCAUCAUCUGGGACAGCUACACCACCAACAAGGUCCACGCCAUCCCGCUGCGCUCCUCCUGGGUCAUGACCUGUGCCUACGCGCCCUCAGGGAACUUCGUGGCCUGCGGGGGGCUGGACAACAUCUGCUCCAUCUACAGCCUCAAGACCCGUGAGGGCAAUGUCAGGGUCAGCCGGGAGCUGCCUGGCCACACCGGGUACCUGUCGUGCUGCCGCUUCCUGGAUGACAACCAAAUCAUCACCAGCUCUGGGGACACCACCUGUGCCCUGUGGGACAUUGAGACCGGUCAGCAGACAGUGGGCUUUGCCGGACACAGUGGGGAUGUGAUGUCCCUGUCUCUGGCCCCCGACGGCCGCACCUUCGUGUCGGGCGCCUGUGACGCCUCCAUCAAACUGUGGGAUGUGCGGGACUCCAUGUGUCGACAGACCUUUAUCGGCCACGAAUCUGACAUCAACGCCGUGGCCUUCUUCCCCAACGGCUACGCCUUCACCACGGGCUCGGAUGACGCCACAUGCCGCCUCUUUGACCUGCGGGCCGACCAGGAGCUCCUCAUGUAUUCGCACGACAACAUCAUCUGCGGCAUCACCUCUGUUGCCUUCUCGCGCAGCGGCAGGCUGCUGCUCGCGGGCUACGACGACUUCAACUGCAACAUCUGGGAUGCCAUGAAGGGCGACCGCGCAGGUGUCCUCGCAGGCCACGACAACCGUGUAAGCUGCCUCGGGGUCACUGACGAUGGCAUGGCUGUGGCCACAGGCUCCUGGGACUCCUUCCUCAAGAUCUGGAACUAA